CACAGCAAUGAAAUACAAUGUGCCUUGGCACUCUCUCAGCACCAGUCAAUCAAUGAAUAAAUAACAAUUAAAACAUCCAACAACAAAAAAACGUUUGCAGUCGUGAGAACGUGCUUUUAAUAUGAAAACCCCAGCUCGACCGGUAGCGGAAGUGUUGCUGUAGUUGCUGUAAACUUGAAGUUGCCGGUCAACAGAAGGUCGGGCAACAACAACAACAACAACAACAACAACAACAAGAGUCAGCAGUUAGCAGAAAGUUAAACAGUCGGAACCGGUAACCGCGGGCGGGAAACUCACGACUUCCGGUCGCAGUUUGAACUGUUUAACUCCGGAGCUAAUGCUAACAGGCUAACACUAACGUUAGGUCUGUUCCCGCUGUUAGCUGUUAGCAUUAGCUGUUAGCAUGCAGUGUGCUAACCUUCUGAAGAAGAGACGGUUGGAAACGGAAGUGGAGCCGUGGAGCUGCAGAGCGGUCAGUGUAAGCGACUGUGUUUGGAGGCGGAGCUCCGGUCUGCUGACUGUCCAAUGGAAACGUCCCACACUUUACCUGCGUCCAAUCAGCAGCAAGAACAGCAGGUGGGUGUGGUCCGGUCCAGACCUCCUCUCUGCUGUCCCAGAUGUCUGGGAGGAGAACCAGGUCACAUCAACCACAUCACGGGCCACUGAGGAGCUGAUCCACUCCACUGAUGCAGGAGGAGCAGGAGGAGGGAGGAGGAGGAGGAGGAGGAGGAAGAAGAACAAGAAGAACAGGAGGAGGAGGAGGAGGAGCAGGAGGAAGAGGAGGAGCAGGAGGAGGAGGAAGAGGAGCAGGAGGAGGAGGAGGAGGAAGAAGAACAAGAAGAACAGGAGGAGGAGGAGGCGGCGACCUCCUGACCCCUUCAGGAACCGUCUCACAGCGUCUCCCCGUCACUCCUGCUGGAUGAUGUCAUCAUGACCUCACCCACUAUAAGGACCAAUCAGGUGCUUUCCUUCUCAGAUUUUACCUACACGAUUAUUCUGACAUUCCCGUCCCCUCAGUCGUCAUGGAGACGGUUGGUGCUCUUCACUGAUCCAUUUGAUGAAAUUCAGAAACCACCAAAUUCACUUUAUUGAUUUUCCAGCUCAACACUCAGACGUCCACGUGUCCUCGAACACACCAUCAGUUUUAAGCCCCGCCCCCUCCUCCUCCUCCUCCAGUCUCAUUGGUUCACACGUUCUGUCCCAUGAAAGGUGAGGCAGGUGAAUCGUCCCACAGGCAGUGAACUCCCCAGUUUAACAUUAGUGUGUAGUAACUAAUCAAUAAUCAAUGACUGUCAGUGAUUUGACCUUUGACCUCCAGGCUGCCUCUGAUCUCGUGAGGCGUUCGCUGUCGUUAACAGCGGACAUUAAAGGGCUCUUACACUCAACGUCCGUGUUAGCAACACCGCUAAUAAGCUACCUGGGCUCUCCGUCCAAUCACAGCGCAGCUCUGUCAGGACGGCUUCUUAUUGGUCGACGGGGGCAGAGUUCCCCAGAGUCGAACUGAUCGCAGAUGAACUUUAUUGAUCAGCUGAUUUAUUGUUAACUCCAAAUAUCAAUACGAGUAUUGAUCGGACUGAGCAGCUAAGACUGAAAAUUUAAGGUGGUAUUAUUCGUCUAAUGUGUUCUACCUUAAAAAGGGUGAUUAAUGGAAUCAUUGAUUCAUUAAUUGAAGGGAAAUAAGUGGAACUUCCUGUUUGUAUAUUUCUAUUUUUAUAUUUUGACCUUUUGUAUCAAUCAAUCAAUCAAUCAAUCCGACUGAAUGUAAAGCAGCUCUAUUUUUGAUGACAUCACUUCCUGCUCUGACCAAUCAGAGUGCAGCAUUUGUACCGUCGACCGAUUUCAAAAUAAAAGCUUUGACUGAGAA
Molecule: messenger RNA, 1864 nt
Organism: Dicentrarchus labrax (European seabass)
Lineage: Eukaryota; Metazoa; Chordata; Actinopteri; Moronidae
Product: peptidyl-prolyl cis-trans isomerase 1-like
Exons: 4
Coding region: 404-934 (176 amino acids)
Source: RefSeq, a predicted model, not a curated record